CAGAGGGGGUGAGGAGGGGAGAGUGUCAUCGGAGGGAUCAGUCGUAGAAUAUACUUUUGAUGAAGGAUCUGCUAUAAGGAGACACUUAAGUCAUCACUGGGAAGUCCAUUGUCCAGGAAUCUACACUAUAGAAGUCUCUAUAAAGGGGGUUUCUAAUAUCAGAAAGAUUUGGUGUUAGGGGAGGGGCCACUCGUAAGGUAUAGUAUUGGGAUAGGCUGGCUAAGGUGGGACCUCGUCGCAGAAUAGGAGGUGUAUAUUGUGGGAUCUGGUGAUUGAGGAUCUACUACCAGGAUAGGUUUAGGUUUGGAGAAAUCGGAUGGUCUUCACUCAUUGGGCAAAGUGAGGCCACGCUGGAGGUUUGCAGGGCUGCAGUGUCAGGAAUAUAAAUUUUAGGAAGAGAUCCGGGAACAUCGUAGGCUGGGUAGGUUUUCGCUUUUAUAAUUAUUACAGCCAAAAAAAAAAAGAGGUCAUGUUCUGGCGUGCUCAGGGCAUAGGCCGGGUGUAAUUAUAGGUGGAUUAAGGAAUAAUUGUUGUCAGUUAUUAGAACUGUCGCAUGUAAAGUAAGGGAAGGAUUAGAAAAAAAUAGAUUAUUUGAGGCUGGUAGAUAAAAGUAAGUUCUGAGCCGGGCAUACACAUUAGGUUCAAAGGGAGAAACGUAGUGAAUAAUUUACCAAGCCAAGUUGUGGAGGUGCCAGCUAUCUAUCUGAGGGGAUCGUGCAAACUGAACGCCUGCAACAUUCGUUGACUUUUUUUGCGCUUCUGCCGGAUCCGUUGUCGGUAGAUCCAGGGAAUGUUGCGGAGAGACUCGGGAGGAACCUUGCUGUAUCUGAGUGCCGACUGCGUACCUUGGCUUGCGGAGUUGGAGGAACUACUAAGCAAAGUUUGAUUUACAAUUAAAACCAUGAGUGGCGGCAAUGGAGAGUCCUCGGCUACUUCAGCAAGAAGGAUGCCUAGGGAGGACGUCGUCGUGGCGGGAGAUCCAUCGCAGAAUGAAGAGGAGGACAUGAGAUACCUAGAGGCCGACCUGCAUUGUAGACUGAAUGAAUGGGGACCUGUACUUAUUGCGGGGCAGCGACUUCUGGUGUGGGAGAGACCCCUGCCUAGCCUAAUAACAGCUGCUGCUGUCCAUGGAGUGUUUUGGUUGUUCUCAUACUUGUCCCCGCGACCUGUAUUUCUGGUCAGCUUCUUCCUCCUGUGUAUCCUGGGGGUGCAGCACUGGAAGAUCUGGCUACUUCAGUACUGUAAAGUUCAGACUCGGGCAGAACCAUCUGGUGACAGUGAGACGCUGGUUUCUGCAGGAGGCUCGAGUCAGCAUCGGCUGCUGAGUGUGCGUGAGCUGUGCCAUUACCUGGCUGAGACUUGGCUCACCUGCCAGCAGUACAACCAGGAACUGCUACUCUACAAAAAGCAGAACCCGGGGAAGUUCUGUGCCAUGGUGUGUUCGUGCUGUGCAGUGCUGGCUGUUGUCGGACAUUAUGUUCCGGGCAUUAUGAUUUCCUACAUAAUACUACUCAGCGUCCUCUUGUGGCCACUAGUGGUAUACCGGGAGCUGAUCCAGAGGCUGUACACCACUCUAGAACCUGUUCUGAUGAAGAUAGAUUAUACUAUGAAGGGGGAGGACCUGCCUCGCUCACACAAGAGGAGACAAGUAAAAAAGGAACAGGAAGAAGGAGCGGAGCCUACAGCAGAGACAGACAGUGAGAGUGAGAUUGAGCUCUCCGGCUUCUCUCCAGAGAUGGAUGUGCGGCUCACAGCCUUGGCUCUUUCUAUUACUGACUCUGAGCUGUCAGAUGAAGAGGCCUCUAUACUGGAGAGUGGAGGGUUCUCCGUAUCCAGAGCUACUACACCACAGCUGACCGACGUGUCAGAAGAUUUGGACCAGCCGAGCGCUGUGCCCGAAGACACUGUUCCUGCCACUGGUGCCACUGGUUCUCCACGCUGGUUGGGACACCAUACAGGAGACGGGAAACGCUUGCCAACUGCUGAGACCUCCCUUUUACCGACUCAAACUCUGUCCCUGAGCCUAGAAGAGUUGUUGCCCACGCUGACCUCCCCGCUUCACUUUGUCAACACUCAUUUCAAUGGAAAGGGCCAACCUGUAGGACUGGAGCUUGAAUUCCAGGCCCGGAGCAAGGAAGACACCCUGCAGAGCCCAGUAGCACCUCAUGGUCGUCCGGCACUGUCACGUCCCGAAAGUCAAGAAUCCGGAGACGGGGAAGAUUUCGAGCUCCUGGAGCAGGGAGAGUUGGAUCUGCUGGAAGAGGAAGCAGAGGAAGCUGAAAAGCACCUAGCUGCCAUUAGUUCCUCUUCACCAGCUUCUUCUCAUCUACAGCCAGAAGACACGGCUUCUGGGCCAGAGAAGCACUAGAGAAAGCUUUGUCUUAUUUCCUCGUAUUCUUCUCUGGCACUCAAAGUUUAUACACCGCUGUACAUGCUGCCCCCUGUGGGAUGAAAGCGGUGUUUACACACACCGGGCAUUGGCUAAAAGCACAGAAUAUCACCAGUUUUCUCUAAGGAGGAAUGGUUUCUAAUCCAAACAAUCCACCUCUGCCUUUUUAAUUUAACCCCAUGAAUUUGCAUAUAGUGUUAUUACAUGCCUGUUACAUAUGAUUGUUCUGUUUUUUUUUUUUUUUUUUUUUUACAAAACCCACAAUAAUCCAGCCAGCCGGCUUCGUGACUGGGAACCUCACCAACCCAUCAAUUUGGUGAUCUGACUUGGUUUCACGGUAGAGUGUUGUGCUGGCUCCAUUGGGUUUUAUUCUGGCUAUUGAUUAUCAAGUUCUGUAGGUAGUGUCCAUAAAUUAAUUCUCAUAAAUAUUCCUCCUGUAUUCAACUAUUUAAUGAGAAAAGAGGCCAAAAAAAA
Messenger RNA from Rana temporaria (common frog), 2863 nucleotides. It is a transcript of the gene RETREG2, whose product is annotated as reticulophagy regulator family member 2. The transcript has 9 exons. The record is from RefSeq and is a predicted model, not a curated record. Bases 902 to 2368 code for a protein of 488 amino acids. Lineage: Eukaryota; Metazoa; Chordata; Amphibia; Anura; Ranidae.